Malurus melanocephalus (red-backed fairy wren) is the source of this 2921-nucleotide messenger RNA. It is a transcript of the gene HEMK2, whose product is annotated as N-6 adenine-specific DNA methyltransferase 1. NCBI's taxonomy places the organism in Eukaryota, Metazoa, Chordata, Aves, Passeriformes, Maluridae. The coding region runs from base 1 to 927 and encodes 308 amino acids. Gene Ontology annotation, molecular function: S-adenosylmethionine-dependent methyltransferase activity; nucleic acid binding; protein methyltransferase activity. The transcript is spliced from 7 exons. The record is from RefSeq and is a predicted model, not a curated record. Gene Ontology annotation, cellular component: eRF1 methyltransferase complex. Gene Ontology annotation, biological process: methylation.
AUGAUAGAAACACAACACCGAAAUUACCGAGCAGGAGCAGCAGCGCCCUGCCUCCCUGACCAGCCCUCGCACCCGCGGCGGGAUCGCUGUGCACACCGGCACUCUGAGGGUGUUUCAUAUUGCACCAAUGCCAUCAGAUGGCACCAAACCCGCCCCAACUGCGGGGCGAGCGCAUCUGAGCGUCACCGAGGGAGGCUGGGGAGGAGCAGCUCAUCCAUCCCUGCCCGUCGCUGGCCUUGUCCCGCCCCUUCCCCCGGAUGCAGCCCCGGGCGGGCCGCGAUGGCGCUGCCCACACCGCGCUACGAGCACCUGGGCCCGCGGGGGCCCUUUGGGGACGUGUACGAGCCGGCCGAGGACACCUUCCUGCUGCUCGAUGCGCUGGAGCGGGACGCCAGCAGCCUGCGGGAGGCUCGAGUCGAGAUCUGCCUUGARAUAGGAUCUGGAUCUGGUGUGGUUUCAGCAUUUCUGGCUUCCUCCAUCCUUGGACCGAGUGCAGUGUACAUAUGUACAGAUAUCAACCCCAUGGCAGCUUACUGUACCCAGGAGACAGCUCUGCUUAACAAUGUUCACCUGCAGCCUGUCAUUACUGACUUGGUCAAAGGAUUGUCUCCAAGAUUAAAUGGGAAGGUUGAUCUACUGCUGUUUAACCCGCCAUAUGUGGUAACACCUUCUGAAGAGGUGAAAAGCCGUGGAAUAGAGGCAUCCUGGGCUGGUGGCAAACAGGGCAGAGAAGUAAUGGAUAGAGUUUUCCCAUUGGUACCAGACCUGCUUUCACCGGGAGGAUUAUUCUACUUGGUCACAAUUAAAGAAAAUAAUCCAGAUGAAAUUCUGGAAACAAUGAAGAAAAGUGGCUUAAAAGGCACACGGGUACUAUCCAGGCAARCGGGACCAGAGAUGCUGACUAUCCUCAGAUUUAAGAAGUCUUGAUAAAUUCUCUUCACCUUCCAGGAUCAGUGUUCUCAGCAUGGAUCAUUUUGGCCAUGGUUAAGGAGCAGCGUUUUCCAUGCUCUUCUGACCUUCAAAGAAGAAGACAGACCCUGGUUAAAAUACACAGAUGGUGAGAAUUCACCACAAAAGCAUUUGAAGGAAGUUUGGAUCAAUGCACAGAUGGAAAUAYAGUGGCACUUUAUACAGUGCAAAAUAUGAAGACAGAGUUAGGAGUUGUUUCACUUGUUCCCACAUACCUGUCCAAUAUAUUUUGCUGCUGUACUACUCAGGGUACUGAACUUCUCAUCUCUUCCAACAUAUGAAGAUGUUCCAGAAGCAGAUAAAUAAGGAGGAUUCUCCAAUUCUUCAAUACACUGUAAUGAGUACAACAGUUCUGCARCUCAUUCAACACAUUCCUUGAGGCRUCUCAAGGAAUGAUGGGGAAAUUUAUUUUAGAAAUAGUACAUAUUUAURUCACCACCAGGAUUUUUUGUGGAAUGUAAUUUUGCAAAUAGAAAUUGAAUUUUAGUUCUUUUCACUUUUUUUUCUCCAUUUUACAGAAACAUUAAUAUAGUUUUUCUGGUAUACAGUGGAGGGUUUUCUGGGGUUCUCGUUGUUUUGUCUUUGGAUAGCUUUGCAACAUAGAAAGCUUAAAUCACUUGGCUUCAAUUCCCAGCUUACUUUUCACCCAAAUAAAAACCAGACAAGCUUGGAAAAACUUAGGGGAAAAAUGGAAGAGCAUUAAAAAAAAAUCCAUCAUGGUUCUGUAGAGACUGACUUGCAAGACUUUUCUCUGUAAUGCUCCUAUAAAUGUUACUUGGAUAUUUGUAGGAAUUUAUKUAAUUUUUGCAGCGCUUUAUCACAGGAGUGUACUGGGCACCAUGUAGUCUUCCUAUCAUUUGAAAUUAGCAGAGCUUCUUACUCAAAAAAUUGGCCAUUUGAAGUUGAAGGAUAAUUAGAUGUGGUUAAGCUAAACAAUCACAGAUGGUCCUGAGGGUUUAAAAAAACCUCUUUUCCCCUUUCUCUGGCUCCUGGCUUCCCUCAUAAUGCAAUGAACAAAUUGCAGAUUUUUUUUGGCUUUUUGAAAGAUGCUUCUACAAGUGAGGUUUUGAUUAUACAAGAAGCAAUACAGCAGASACGAGGGAUGCACAGCAGGAUUUUAAACUUACUCAGUGCUUCUGUAGGACUAAUUCAACAUGCAUCAUUUUAGAAGGAAAAAUUCRCUACUCACACAACAAUCUGCACUAUAAGGGAUGAUUGUUUCUACUGCUUAUUCUCAGCAGCAUCGUAACAUAAGGACAAGUAAUUUGGAUUUUGUGGAGUCCUUUUUCAGUGUGUCCUUUAGAUUUUUUCCACUAAAUAUUUUUAAAACAUUGAAAAAGUUAGCUGAACCUUCCCAAAACUUCUGCCAGUGCAGUUUCUUCAUAAAAUUAGAAUCAAACUGAAGUCAAGCAGAAGCUUUGUUUAUAGCAAUUAUCACUUCUGCUUACAAUGCAAAUACUUACCAAAGUCUAAACUUUUUUCCUAAAGUAAUGUUUAAGAAAAAAUAAUGGAACAACUUUCUGAAGUGUUGCAUUUGGAUUUCUUCUUUCUAUCAAAAAUUGUGUAUUGGAUCAAGUACAUGAUGAUGCAGAGAAUGACACUGAUGUUUGUGAGAAACUGAAAAAGCCUGGCAAAAAUUCAAACCCAGCCUAAAUGGAAAAUAUUUAGGGAAGAAAACUUAAGUGUAACUGCACAGACAGCAGGGCUCCACUUGAGCCAAAACACUUCCCACAGAUUGUACAGAUGAGCAUCCACAGCCAGCUUAGAGAGAAAAAUUGGUUAUUCAAAGAAGUUAGUCUCUUUUUGACUCUUAAUUACCACUUUGAGACAUCCUAUUUUUAUGAAAUUAUUAAGAUGAAAAUGAGAUAUUUUAGAUCUCUAAAUGGUAAUUUAGAUUUUUAAUUUUUUUUUAAAUCAGUCAAUGAUUUGAGACACUGCAUUCUAGCUUUGCU